AUGGGAGAGAAUCCUCCUCAACCAUUGUUAAGAGACUAUGACCACCCCAACGCAUUCCAACUUCGGAGUGGCAUACGUCUUCCCACCACAAAUGCAAACAACUUUGAACUUUCACCUCAACUCAUCCGUAUGAUUCAAAGCGAUCAAUUCGGAGGUAGUCCUCAUGAGUGUCCUUUUGCUCAUUUGGACAACUUUCUUGAGUUGUGUACAACUAUCAAGCAAAACAACAUUUCGGAAGAGUUCAUCCGUAUGCACAUGUUUCAAUUCUCCCUCCGUGAUAAAGCAAAACAUUGGUUGAGAACGGUUGAAGAGGGAUCAUUGAGUACAUGGGACGAAGUCACUAGAGCCUUUCUUGGAAAGUAUUGUCCUCCGGAAAAGACCGCCGAACUAAGAAGAAAGAUCACCAAUUUCAAUCAAGACAUUGAUGAAACAUUGAGUGAAGCUUGGGAGCGUUUCAAAGAUUACACAAGGAAAUGCCCCCACCAUGGUUUUACAUCAUGGAUCAUUGUACAAAGCUUCUAUGACGGUCUUACUCCUAUUUCAAGGGCCAACCUUGAUUCCGGGGCCGGUGGUAGCCUCAAAAAGCUAUCAGUGGACGAUGCAUACAAGAUGAUUGAAGAAGUGGCCAAGCAUUAUGCAUAUGGAGGUGAUAGAAGGCAACCUCAAACAAAGAAGGGCGGAAUUCAUGAUCUUAGUGCAAUAGAUCUUAUUGCAUCAAAGUUUGAUAUGCUAGCUCACAAGCUAGAUCAAGCCACCCUCACACCCUUAAGCUCUUCCUCGCAAGUCAUGUCUUGUGAGACUUGUGGAGGAAAUGAUCACUUGUCCUCUUAUUGCAACUCAACGAAUCAAGAGCAAGCGGCGGCAAUUGGGCAAAGGAAUGAACAAUACUCCCAAUCCCACAAUCAAAGUUGGAAGCCCCAACAUAACACGGGAUGGAAGCAAUACAACCAAGGCCCCCCACAAAAUAACUACAACCAAAAUCAAACCCAACCUCAAAACCACUACAACCAACCUCAAUCACAAAACCAACAAGCUCCAUACCGCCAUCCCAACCAAAGGGAUCAAAACCACCAAAGAUCACAAUAUAACCAACCCGCUCCUCCUCCUCCACCUCCUCAAAAGACUAGCCUUGAGUCCGUUCUUGAAACUUUCAUGACUCAACAAAUAAGGAACAAUGCGGAGAUGAAUGCAAACAUCCAACAACUCCAAGCACAUAAUAAGAUAAUGGAGGGCCAAUUGGCUCAAAUUGCACAACAAGUUGGAAGUUCAUCCUCCAAUCCUAGUGGUCACUUUCCAAGCACAACGGUAAUGAAUCCAAAAGAGCAAGCGAAAUCAAUCACCUUGAUUAUGGAAGGGGGGUAUGAAACUCCAAUUAUGAGAGAAAAUUUUUCCAAAAAGGGAGAUAGUUGGGUAGAUGAAAGUGAGUUUGAAAAUGAAGUGAGUGAGGAGGCGAGAGGAAGGUCAAAAAUGAGUGAUGAGGGUGCCUCAAAGAGAGAUGAGGGAGAAGUGAAGAGUCAAGCUCCAUUGAGAGCAUAUGAGCCUCAUAUUCCAUUCCCUCAUAGAAUGAUAGAGAAGAUGCUAAAUGAGAAACUUUCUAAGUUCCUUGAUGAAAUGGAAGGACUUCAAUCAAACAUUCCACUUCUCCAUGCUUUGUCUCAAAUGCCUACAUACGCAAAGUUUUUGAAAAAUAUUCUUUCUAACAAGAGUAGGCUUGAGGAGAGUGAUUCUAUCUCUCUUCCAACGGAGAUAAGUGCUAUUCCUCAAAAUGAGCUUCCCGAGAAUGUUAGCCUUAUGCCUCUCUCUAUGGCAAAAAGAUUAAAUCUUGGGGAGAUUAGCCCCACCAAAAUGUCAAUCCAACUAGCCGACCGCUCGGUUAAAGUCCCAUUGGGAGUCUUGAAGGACAUCCCAAUUCAAGUGGGGAAGGUUCUUGUGCCUUGUGAUUUUGUAAUCAUGGAGAUGGAUGAGGAUUUCAAAAUUCCUAUCAUAUUGGGUAGGCCCUUUUUGAAAACCGCGGGUGUUAAUAUUGACAUGAAACAAGGGCGACUUACCUUACAUGUUGGGCAUGAAAGAAUCUCUUUCUCAUUUCCGGAAACGUUGAAUGACCCCAUGGGUAAACAAGUUCAUCGGGUUGAUGUUUUGGUUAAAAUUUUGAAAGAAGACAUGGAGGAGUCACAAGAUGAAUCGACUCAUGCUCCGGAGGUGAAAAAGCAAGAGAGGGCCAAGAAGAAAAAGAAAAACAAGAUCAAGUUGAUAGACAAGAUGUUUGGUUGCAUUUCUAGUGAUGAUAGCAAUGUGAUUAUUUUGCCUAAGGAAAAUGGCAAGUGCUUAUAUCUCAUGGCGGACGAUCAUGAUCCUCGUUUGGUAGAGGACAUUGACGAUGAUGAGUAUGAGGACGAGUACGAGGAUGACGACUCCGAUGAUAGUGAUGCUCCUUAUGAUGUGAAUAAGGAGGAUGACUUGGGUGAGCCAGAGGAUCAGGCUCAAGAUGAGUUCGAGCGUAGGCUUGACGAUUUUGAAAUGUCAGAUGAACGUGCACCGGCCAUUGCCAAGGACAAGAUGAAAACAACAUAG
Chenopodium quinoa (quinoa) is the source of this 2571-nucleotide messenger RNA. RefSeq lists its product as uncharacterized. The coding region runs from base 1 to 2571 and encodes 856 amino acids. The record is from RefSeq and is a predicted model, not a curated record. The transcript is spliced from 4 exons. NCBI's taxonomy places the organism in Eukaryota, Viridiplantae, Streptophyta, Magnoliopsida, Caryophyllales, Amaranthaceae.